GCUGGAGCUCCGCGGGCCGGAACCUAGGAGUCGGGGCUCCCCAGCCACACCCCUCGCGGGACUUAAAGAGGCCGGAGGGGCUGGGCCGGGCAGAAGCCCGAGCCGAGGGAGCGGGUAUGAGACGCUGCCCGUGCCGGGGGAGCUUGAGCGAGGCGGAGGCCGGGGCGCUGCCCGGGGCGGCCCGUAUGGGGUUGGAGGCGCCGCGAGGCGGGCGGCGGCGGCAGCCGGGACAGCAGCGCCCUGGGCCCGGCGCAGGGGGCCUGGCGGGGCGACCGGAGGGGGGCGGGCCCCGGGCCCGGAUCGAGGACUUCUGCUUCCACACCGAGCCUGAGAGGGCCGGCCUGGGGCGUCAGUCGAAGACGGAGGACCCCGGGAGAAAAUCCUGGACAGACGGACAAGCGGAGCCUGAGGCAGCUGGCUUCGGAGCAGAGACGGAGAGGCCCAGCCAAAGGCCGGAGCCAGGCAGGUCCAGACUCCGGACAUAUCCAGAGAGGAGCAGCCACUGGUCAAAGCUGGAGAGGACCGGGUCCUGGACGGAGACUGGGAAAGAUGCCUUUUGGAUCAAACCCCACUGGUCGGACCCCCAAUCCCAGCCAGAGAGGGCCAGCCUCUGGACACAGCCAGGGGUUGAUGGGCUCUGGACAGAGCUAGAAACAGAUGGGCCACAGGCCCAGCCAGAGAGAGCCAAGCCCUGGGCUAGCCUCAGGACCCACCAGAGGAGGUCUAGCCUCCAGACUCAGCCAGAGGAGGCCUGUCCCUCCACAGUGUCAGAUGCUUCUGGCUCCUGGAAAGCAUUUCACGCUGAUGGCUCCCAGACACUACAGGAUACUGAAACAGCCUGGAAAGAGCUGGGUCCUGGUGAUUUCCCAACACAGAAUACCCAUGGCUCCUGGACACAGCCUGGCACUGAUGGUUUCCAGAUACAAGAAGACACUGAUGGCCCCCAGACAGAGCCCGGGACAGACCGCGUUUCAGGGGAGCCCAAAGGAGAGCGCCUGUUAGAGGAACCGCAACCUGGGGAGUUGGUGGCUAACCUGUACUCUCAGCUGGAGCGUAGCCUCCUGUGUCCUGUGCCCCGCCUCAUCAUCACCCCUGAGACCCCUGAGCCCGAGGCCCAGCCUGAGGGACCCCCCUCCCGGUUUGAGGUGGGCAGUGGCGGCUUCUCCUCUGCCUCCUCCUUCGAUGAGUCUGAGGAUGACGUGGUGGCCAAGAGCGGAGGUGCCAGCGACCCUGAGGACAGGUCUGGGAACAAGCCGUGGAAGAAGCUGAAGACGGUUCUGAAGUAUUCGCCCUUCAUGGUUUCCUUCCGUAGACACUACCCUUGGGUCCAGCUGUCCGGACACGCUGGGAACUUCCAGGCAGGAGAAGACGGUCGGAUUCUGAAACGUUUCUGUCAGUGUGAGCAGCGCAGCCUGGAGGAGCUGAUGAGGGACCCCCUGCGGCCUUUUGUGCCAGCCUACUAUGGUGUGGUGGAGCGGGAUGGGCAGGCCUUCAACCAGAUGGAAGAUCUCCUGGCGGACUUCGAGGGCCCCUCCAUCAUGGACUGCAAGAUGGGCAGCAGGACCUACCUGGAGGAGGAGCUGGUGAAGGUGCGAGACCGGCCCCGGCCCCGGAAGGACAUGUACGAGAAGAUGGUGGCUGUGGACCCCGGAGCCCCCACCCCUGAGGAGCACGCCCAGGGCGCCGUCACCAAGGCUCGCUACAUGCAGUGGAGGGAGACCGUGAGCUCGACCUCCACCCUGGGCUUCCGGAUCGAGGGUAUCAAGAAAGCCGAUGGCACCUGCAAUACCAACUUCAAGAAGACACAGGCACAGGAGCAGGUGACAAAGGCAUUGGAGGACUUUGUGGAUGGGGACCGUGGAAUCUUGAGGAAGUAUGUGGCACGCCUUGAGGAACUUCGUGAAGCUCUGGAGAACUCCCCCUUCUUCAAAACCCAUGAGGUGGUGGGCAGCUCCCUCCUCUUUGUGCACGACCACACUGGCCUGGCCAAGGUCUGGAUGAUCGACUUUGGCAAGACAGUGGCCCUGCCGGACCACCAGACGCUCAGCCACCGGCUGCCCUGGGCCGAGGGCAACCAUGAGGAUGGCUACCUCUGGGGCCUGGACAACAUGAUCCACCUCCUGCAGGGGCUGGCCCAGAGCUGACCAGGGGCUCCCCCACCAGAUUUAUUUAUUGGAUGGUACCAGUCUGGCCAAAGGAGCCCUGAGAUGUACUGGGGACCUGAGGCAGGCAGUGGAGGAGCUGACCCCAGGAACGGGGGAGGUGGUGGUAUGCACCAAGUGAGACCUGCGUGGAGAACAGGUAGCACCAGCCCUUUUGUGAUACCAGGUUGCAAGGUCCACCAGGAAGCAGGACAUGGCUGAGUCACAGCCAACCAGCUGAGCUGGAACGUGGUGCCUGACCAGCCGGGGUGGUUUCUGACAGGCUGCCCUGGAAGAGCACAAUUCGGAUGUCACGGAUCAAGGUGUGACACAAGGGUGCCUGACUCUGACUGUAUGAAUGACCUGUAAUCACAGCUUCCGUGUGCGCUCCCUCCCGGCUGUCACAGGCUUCCUGAGGCCAGGGACCUACCCGGGUCCGUCUUUGGAUCCCCAGGGGACCAUCAUUUGUGAACAGAUGCAGACUCUGCUUCUGUCUGCCUCAGACCAGGUAGGGCCCAACCUCUUUUUCUGAGGCCUUCAAGUACCGAGGGGCAGGAUGCACGGGCCCAGCCUGCCCCUGCUGGCUGCAGAUACCGCCUCGGGACUGGGACCCCUGGCUCACGGCCAUUCCUUCCUGGGCCUCAAGAGAUCUCUGCAGACCUGCAGACCAAACCACAGCCACAUCCGAGCCCCUGUGCCAACACUGUGACUGGCACCUGUUCCUCAGGGCACCACAUUCAGCCUCCAAGGACCAUGCCGUCCUGACCCCCGCCCCAGCUCUUCUCCUCCUUCCCAGUGUCUGGGGUGGCAGGAAGGAGGCAGCGGAGGCAGGUUCCUCCUUGGGACUCAAAACUGCCACCCUUGGGAAGACCCCAUCUUGUCCCUGGCCCCUGUGGUGCAAAGGAGGGCCGGGCCUAUGGCCGGGCCCAAACCAAAGACUAGGGAACCCUGAAAUGUAGCAAAUGCCCGCACCCCCGGCACCUGUAACUUUGCCCUCCUGGCCCCCGGGGGUGGGCCUGGGGAGGACAGGUACCUACCUCUUCCCUCAGCGAAACAAAGCUCUAACGUCUUCCAGGGCUGGGGAGACACACUCCUUUUCUACUGACCUUUAUACUUAUUUAUAGGAGAGGUAGCUGGUAGAUGGGUGGCGUUGGGAGAGCAGGAGGCCAAGUAUGUGCCUUCCCCCAUGAUGCCAUCCCAAUAAACAGCCAUUCGACGUCAAA
Choloepus didactylus (southern two-toed sloth) is the source of this 3364-nucleotide messenger RNA. It is a transcript of the gene ITPKC, whose product is annotated as inositol-trisphosphate 3-kinase C. Gene Ontology annotation, biological process: inositol phosphate biosynthetic process. The record is from RefSeq and is a predicted model, not a curated record. Gene Ontology annotation, molecular function: inositol tetrakisphosphate kinase activity; inositol-1,4,5-trisphosphate 3-kinase activity. Lineage: Eukaryota; Metazoa; Chordata; Mammalia; Pilosa; Megalonychidae. Gene Ontology annotation, cellular component: nucleus; cytoplasm.